UCCGGAGCCCUCGCGGCGGGCGGCGACCGCUCCCGGCGCGGCUGCAGAUGUCGGACCGGCGGGCGGCCGAGGGGCCGGGCUUCUGGAGCCCCGCGGGCGGCGUCGGGGACGGCCCGGGAGCGGCGGCGGAGGGCCCGGCGGCCGCCUCAGAGAGUGAAGAUCUGGAAAACACCAAGGUCACCUCUCCAGUGGUUUCUGCCCCUGAUCCAGAACCCCAUUCCUCACCUUACAGGCCACAGAUGGUAUCUCCAGUGGGUGAAGAUGUCACAGAAGAUCUGCGGAAGGCAGCUGUGGAGGCUCAGGCCUUGGUGGAACAGGAAUUGUCUGCAGACCAGGGCGAGGUCCUCAACAAGAUGGCCAAGUACCAAGCCCCACAAAGGUCUGGGGACAUCGUGAUGAUCCAGUCUGAGCACACAGGAACUAUAGAUAUUCUCUCAGCGGAUUUGGAAUCUGCGGAUCUUCUGGGGGACCACAGGAAAGUCUCCCCGCCUCUGAUGGCACCUCCCUGCAUCUGGACCCGCGCCAAGAUGAAGGAAUUCAAAAGCAGGCUGGGCAAAGAGAAGAACUGCCGCCUGGUGGUGAGGCGCGGCGAGGUGGUGACCGUCCGGGUACCCACCCAUCCGGAGGGGAAGCGUGUCUGCUGGGAGUUCGCGACGGAUGACUAUGACAUUGGCUUUGGCGUCUACUUUGACUGGACCCCAGUAACCAGCACCGACAUCACCGUGCAGGUCAGCGACUCCAGUGAGGACGAGGAUGAAGACGAGGAAGAGGAGGAAGACAGUGAAGACCCUGUCCCAGUUGGAGAUGUGGAGAGAGGCUCCAGGAGCUCCCUGCGGGGUCGCUAUGGGGAAGUCAUGCCCGUGUACCGGCGGGACAGCCACCGAGACGUGCAGGCUGGCAGCCACGACUACCCCGGGGAGGGCAUCUACCUGCUCAAGUUUGACAACUCCUACUCCCUGCUACGCAACAAGACACUCUACUUUCACGUCUACUACACGAGCUGAAGGUUCACUGGGACGGGAGGCAGGCGGGUCUUGGCUGGCUGGAGCAGGCUGCCCGCUGGCGCCUCUUGCUGCCAAGAGGCCGGAGCUGAAGGUGGAGUGUGUGGCUCCUGGCCCAUGUGCCCUGCCUGACUGUUGACCCCACAUUGCUUUUCCCCUUCUUGGCUUCUGCAGAUGGUGGUGUAGUACCCCUAUUUUGUGGCCCCUGACUCACACUCUUCUUGCUUUGGACUCCAGUCAAAGCUCUCUAUGAAAGAACCUACCAGGCAAAAGCCUGAAAGGAAAUUGGGUGUCAUCUUUUAAAAAUAAGCUUGCUCUGGUGCAAGGUAUAUUAUCCUAGCUGCUGCUCUCUCUUCUCCCAGGGCCUUUAUUGCAUUGAUUGGCACCCACUCUUUUUACUUUCUAAAAGUGCCAGAAGAGAGAAAAGCACAUGGUCUCUGAAAGAACCCAGUAUCUCGGACGGAGAAAGCUCUGUCCAGCCUCACACCACUGCCAUAUUCCCGCCUGCUGGUUCUCUGCGGCCUCUAGCCCAGGCUGGGUGCCCUCACUGCCUUUGGAGGGGUGGUAUUAGUCCUGAUGGCUCGACUCUGCCUCCUCCCCUCCUCUUUUCUGUCCCUGAGUCUGUCAGCCGUCACAGCAAGAGCUCCCAUGCAGUCGAUAGUGAUGACCAGUGUAUCCUAAGAUCUGGGAAGAAAAACGGAUUCCAUAACUUCCUAUGUCGACAGGCGGUUUCCCUCACCCAGGCCUCUGGUGGUCAGAGGGGACGGGAUACAAAUAGUGACUGGAUUGAUCUCAGAUCACACAUUUUUGAAAAUCAAGUGUUACUAAAUUAUUGUUUCUGUAAUCAAAGAAGCAGGCCUGUGAUCUGAGAGAGAAGGUUAUGUAACAGCGACACUCCAGGUUUCCUGCCAUUUCUUUGUCUUUACAGCGGGGUGUUAUUUAGAAGUUUUGCUUUGGAACAAUUCAUUUUCCAAAGCUGCCGGCUUUAGGUUUCUUGCAUGGAGUGUUUCAAGCGUAUGGUGUUCAAGGUCUCAGGAGAGGGGAGAACGACACUCCACUGUUGCUGCUGCUGGAGUUUGUUCUUUCCUAGGCCAAAGCUUUCAUUUCUCUGGCUGUGGCUUUCCACUCUAGCACCCCGACAUCCAGAAGUGCCGCAGGGUGCUGCAGCCAGGCCACCAGAGAUGCGGGGUGUGGGGUCUCGUGCGGUGGAGGAGGCAGAGCAGGGACUGCUGUGGUUGGUGGUCUGUUCUCCUUGCUGCUUUUUCCUUGUUCAAGUCUGUUACUGCCUUAGAAUCAUGAGAAAUAAUUAGAUUUAUUUAUUACUUUAUUUAUUUUUUUUUAGCACAUUUCAUUUUGCCUUUGAAACAGUUUCCGUCUGUUUCUCAGAAGGCUCCCGUCUACUCUGAGCCAUCAAGGCCGCCUCUUGGAUGGAGUUAAAGAUGAGGAUUUUAGGAGCAGUGGGGCGUGAUCGUGUUCCAUUCCUGUAGGUUCAUCCCGGGGUGCUUUGGGAGGAGUCUUUCCCUCCUCGAGGGAUGACUGGCUGUGAAGAAUUCUAGGUUCUGGUGAGGGACUGUCCACUUGCCUAGGAUGGCGUGUGCAGCAGAAGGGACUCGCCAGUUAGCCUAGAUUCCAGGAUUUCAAAGUCCUGGGCCUCCUUUGAGGACUCACCUUCUUCCCAUUCUCCUUCACUGGUCCCUUCCUGUGGGGUGCCUUGCACCAAACCGCCCCUCCCUACAGGAGCAGGGGCUUGAAGAACACAGGGCUCCCUGUGUGGUGGGUAGCCGCUCCUGUGUCGUGAAUGAAGUGCGAGAAGGCAGCACCUUCUGCUCUCUGGGAGCAGAGCCCAGUGGGACAGGGCGCUGGUGCUAUCGCACCCCGUUCUCCGAGCAGCAGCAGACCUCCAUUAUUUCACUCAUGAGAAGAUGUGGUAGAGGGUUACACUGGCCAAAAUGUACAUACCUUGUAAGAAAUGAGAAAUUAGUGGCUGACUGGGCAGCGAAAAGCCAACUGCUGCGUGUCCUCCCAUCAGAGCCGAGGGACCACCCUUUCAUCACGGAUGUCGAAUCAUGCCUUAGCUAAGUGAAUAUAGUCUUUAUAAAACAAUUUUCUACUGGGCUGUUCUCCACUUAGCAAAACCUUGCUUAUUUUUCUUGGUUCUUGUUAACUUCUGACUUUCUUAGAAUGGAGCGGUGAGGCCAUCGGGAGCUCCCUGGGAUAACACUCUUGUUUGUUUUUGCCAUGAAAGUCCCUGUUCCCAUUUUCUUUGGAAUCCUAGUUUUGUUACAUCAGGGAAGCCCGAGGGCCAUGUCCGCACCGCCUCUGUGUGCCUCUUACUGUCUGAUCACUGUUGAGGUCCCGGACACCGCCACAGCGCGUCCCGUAUUGCUGUUUCACUAGCAGUCCGGGUUUCUUUGUUCACGUGAGCACAAAACAGCUAAAAGAAGAUGUUUUCAAUGUCUGAUUCCGUGCACUGUUCUGAAUAUCUGAAAUUGCUGAACUUUAGAGAUAAAAUAUUGUUUACUGAAGCACAGGUAUCCUGAGAAUGUCAUAGCCCAGCAAAUCCUAAGAGGCCCCGUCCCUUGGUCUCUCGCUGUCCAAGCUUAUAGAACCAAACGGAAUGGAAACCAUUCAUGGUCACCUCACCCUGCUCUCGAGAGCACAAAUUAAAUAUUCAGAAGAAAGUGCUUCAUAGUAGAAGGGAGACUGGAAUUUUCUACACAGAAUGGCUGAGUUCUAAAAUUUCUUCCGUUUGUUUAGUGUGGCUACUCUGUUGAGAGAUGGGGCUUUUAAAAUAGGAAGGGCUGUCCAAAGGGUUACUGUUUCCCAAUAAUUUAUUUUGAAAAAUUUUCAGUGAACAGAAAACUUAAAGGGAGCUUACAGUAAAUACCCAAAUGUGGACCCACUGCAUAGGUUUUUAAGUUACAAACAAAGAUUCUAUCAUUUGUUCCUAUUGAAAAGUGUCCCUUGGAGCAUGUGUCCCGCAUAGACCUUGUCUCUCCCGGGCCAGAAGCUCUUAGUUUUUUUGUUUCGUUUUUUUUUAAGCAGACGCGUUUCAGCCAAUGUGAGUUACCUGGGAGUGGUCCUUGUGAAAAUGUUUCUUGUGCUCCAUGUUUCAGAACUCAGGCCUCCUUCAGACCAUGCCUUCUGCUCUUUUCUCGUCAAAGUGAGGGUGAUUGUGAAGCUGUUCCGGAGGCCCCUGUUCUGGCCUCUGCUGCUCAAUGAUACGUCGUCAGGACUCAAGUUAAAACUCAAUCUCCAGACAGUGUGUAGCUUUAUAUUGGAAGUAGAUAGCAACUUGAAAUUAGGCCAUUCUUUACUUAGUUUUUCUUAAUUGAUUCAUGCACUUUAAAAAUAUUUUUAUCUGUUAUUUAGGAAAGAAAAUCUAAGACUUUAAAACAGUAUAUAUUGUCCCUUUAAUAUGUAUAUGGAAAAGUUGAACCUGAAAGUUCACUCUGUUGUAUUAAUCGGUGGGGUUACUGUAAUCAGUGGUUUUUAUUGUAAAACUUAUCAUUUAUAGAAAAUAUCUGAGUUUUAAGUUUUUGAUGAGUCCUAUCCAGUCCCUCUUUGAAAGAAUUAGGUGACUCCCAAACCCUAAAGUCUGUAUUUUUGUAUUUAUUUUUUAAGACCACUUUUCUGCAAAAGGUUGCCUUUUAGCACCAAAGCAUAUGACUCAAAGGUAUGAAGUUGAGUUACCCUAAUAUUUACAUCACAGACUAUUGUUUUAGUGGCAGGUGAGGGGGGGGUAUGAAACAAUUUUGUGCAUCUUGAGAACUGCCUUUUUAAAUUGAUUGAAAGUGAUAAAAUCUGAAUGAAACGCGAGGAAGAGGAAAGCUAUCAUAUGUAUGCCAGAACUUUGCUCAUCUCCCCAUUUUGUUUAGUUUAUUUGUUUGCAUGUCAUUAGUUGACAUUGUUCUUUAAGCCUCACUGUCACACUUAUGUUGAUUGGAAAAAUCCCCAAACGAUCUUGCUGUCUUUCCCAACAGCAUUAGCUUUAGAGUAAGUCUCCUCUGCUGGGUGUGACUGUCACCUGAGGACUGACUUCAUCUCUGAGUUCUCUGGGACAUAGAGUCUUAGGCCUUGACAAAAGAUGGUGCAAUUAGAAAGAUGCCAGGAACAGCUCCGUUUGUGCCACUGUAACCUCCAUAGAUUUUGACCGUGGCCAAGAAAGGCAUGAGUUGGGAAUUCUGACCCGUGACACACAAGAGCCUGAACCCUUGAGUAAGUGUUUAUAACAAGCUGUGCCCCUGUAAUAUGACCCCCUCAUUGGGUACAGGAAUCGCUACCUUCUUUAAUCCAUGUGGGUUGUCAUUCACACAGCAGCCAAUGCAACGCACCAGACAGUUCAUUCUUGUAGAGUGUCUGCUCUAAAAUCUCUGCUGGGUCUUAGAGGUCCACAUCAACCUCUGUACUAGCAUCUUCCCGUGUGGCCAAAAGUGUAGAACUGUAGAAAACCAAAUAUGCUGAAAAAAGGAAGAACACCAACCCUCAAGAAUUUUAGUGGUUGAAAAGACUUGGAAGGUAGUUUUACUUUUUUUUUUUUUUAGUUUUACUUUUUGUGGUUGUUGUGAAGGACAGCUUGUUACGGGAGUUUUGCUCUUUAGAUCAAGUUGUACUCACUUUGUUAUUUGGUCGUGUCUAGGGAACCAUGGUGCAUGAUUCUUCAGGAAUGAGUAGGGAAUGGUUUUCUAAAGCCAAUCACAAGCCUAGUGUUCUCCCACAGCCCUGGGUAUAGAGAGCAUCCAUAUGGCCAACAUCCCGGUCUUCAUGCACAGGAGAUGCUAGCCCUAGGUCCUCCCUCCCACACAGUUGUGAAGCAAGGAGAGUUUGUAGGCUCCCUCCAUUUCUGUCUGAUGCCUUGUUUAUGGUAUUGUUUACACUGGCAGUGUGCUACCCAAGGCCUCUGUUUACACGAUAAAUUAGAAUUAGAUAAUAGUAGAGUUGGUAGAGAAGGCAGUCAAUCCUGGUUGGAAGUAAGGCUGGGGAGGGACUGUGAUGAUUUAUAGUCACAGAUCUGCAUAGCUGGGUAACUCAUGUAAGACUGCAGUGAGAGCUACCUAAGCGAAUGAAGAGGAUGUGGCCAUGCUGCUUUGAAGUGGAUGACAAUUAAUUGAGUUGGAGAAUAGAUAGCAUCUCUGGGAAGCAUACUCUGUCACUGGCUGUGCAGUUUCAGUGUGAGCCUGUGGCUCUUCCAGCGUUCUCAGAGCCUGACUUCAGCGGGUGGUGGAUGGUGACUUUGACAUUCCAUGAAGGAACCCUCCCUGGGAAUUGGCUUCUGGUGGCCUCUUUUCUGGGAUUGGGGCAGGGGACACGCAAGCAAGAACUGUUUUCAUUCAUUUGGUCCUGGCAAUGGUCAGUGACACACCCCUUUGCUGUAACCUUUGGGUAUCCCUUUGACAUCAUCAGUUACUUAGAUCCCUCAGUUAGGGCAGGAUUUGGGACCCAAAAGGCGAGGUAAACUUAGUGAAGUGUUGUAUAGCCGAUUCAGUGCUCUCUGAAGUGUUGCAUUGCUUCUGUCUGGACCAAGAAGGCUGCACAAAGCCCCUUCUGUUUGGUCUCUUGUCACUAGAGAAGAAAACCCAAUGAAUUGCCUAAAGCCUUUAGAGGGGAGUUCAUUUAAAAACAGUCAUUUCCUCAAAAACUUAAGUUCAAAGGCAAGAUACCCACUUUGAAAUUAUUUGUAGUCCUGGUCACUGGUUUGAACUCAUGGUCUGAUUUCUAUUGCAUAUGCUUUAAUUUCUUUUAGGCCCCAGGCAUGUGGACCAGAGUUAAUUUCAAGGCUCUUUUUCAUCCUUUAGAGAUAAGGAGAGUGCCCCAGAAAUCAAGAGACAUGGGUUUCUGUAUUAAAUCCCACAGUUCCCUGUCAGUUUAAGCAGGUAGUUUUGGCUUCUCUAGGGGUGAAAUAUAUGUGAAAUGAUUGCCAGAGGGACAAAGUGUAUUUUCUGUAAGUUCUGAUAAAGGAUCAUGAACAAUUUGAAGGAUUUGGUGUGAAAUGCUGGAAGGGGCUCUUCCUGAACACUUCUCCUCACUCAGGUUUGAAAUGCCUAUAAUGCCUGUCAUGUUACCUGUGAUUGAUUGUUAUUACUGACUUUUAGGUUCAGGCUAAGAAUCAUCUGAAAAACAGUAUCUUAAUUUCCUCCCUUACGUCCUAAACAAUACUUCUGAGAAAUUCCAUAUUAAAAUCUUCUGAGAGUAUUGUCCGUCAACGAAUAUGUUUUCAUUUAAUCAAGUUGAAUUAUUUCUGUUUAGCCAUGUUCAAGAACAAGUAAAGUCUGGAAGAAACAGUCUUGUAACCUAUGACUCUGCUUCACCUGUUUGCCCUUUAAUAGUGGAAGUGUUUUGAUUCCCAGAAGUAAGCUGCGUUAUGAUCAAAGUGGUGGAUUUUAAGAAAACCAGACUUUGGGUAAAGAUCAUUGGCAUGGAGGUGCUAGAGUUUUCUCCAACUACGUCAUGCCAUGUAGCUACGUCUGAAAGGCCUGUUUUGGUGCCAGGAGCUAGAGCUGUCAGUGAUUGAAAGAUGAUCAUGCUUUCUUGCUAAGUAUUUAAGCAACUGGCAACCAGGAAGGCCCUCUUUUCUUAUUGUUCUGUAGACCACACUGAUGCUGACAGUAUAAAAAGGGGUCUGGAAAGGAAACUGCCACAGUUUUUCUUUAAAAUGCAAGAGUAUCCUAACAGUCAUUUGUCACAAUGAACUUGUUUGACAUGUCCCCUAUCAUGGGAACGCUGUUAACAUCCCCUGUGGUUUCUAAGAGCUCUGUACCAAAUUGUUACUUAAUCCUUAUGUCCUGCUGAGUGGUUUUUCUUUUAAAAUACCAUAAUUUGUCACCCGUGACACUGAACUCGUUGCUGUGGUACACAGAUGAUCCUGAGCUAUGGGUCUUCAAGUCUUCAAGCAGCUCAGUCCCUGUGUUUUUAUAUUAUGUAACAAUUUUGUGAUGCUUUUGUGCAUUCUUGGUCUUCUCUUCCGAGUUUUGAAAUCUGUCAUAAAUAAACUUUUUCACUAUGCACCUGAAAUGCUGGAUUUGUAUGUAUUUUUUUU
Talpa occidentalis (Iberian mole) is the source of this 8037-nucleotide messenger RNA. It is a transcript of the gene TMED8, whose product is annotated as transmembrane p24 trafficking protein family member 8. The record is from RefSeq and is a predicted model, not a curated record. The coding region runs from base 48 to 1004 and encodes 318 amino acids. NCBI's taxonomy places the organism in Eukaryota, Metazoa, Chordata, Mammalia, Eulipotyphla, Talpidae. The transcript has 6 exons.